Messenger RNA from Drosophila takahashii, 2141 nucleotides. Its product is annotated as nose resistant to fluoxetine protein 6. Gene Ontology annotation, molecular function: acyltransferase activity, transferring groups other than amino-acyl groups. The record is from RefSeq and is a predicted model, not a curated record. NCBI's taxonomy places the organism in Eukaryota, Metazoa, Arthropoda, Insecta, Diptera, Drosophilidae.
AUGGUCAAAAUAUUGAGUUAUAUUUUACUUAGUGGGCUCGUUCUCAUCAGCGCUACGUCCCGUGAGGUCGAAAAUGUCCUGCAGGGAUUUCAUCGACUCAGGGAGCUAAAACCACUGGGUGCUGAGUUUGCCGACUACUUUCAAAAUGUAACGCUAAAGGAUUUAAGUCUUUCCGGAUCCCGAUUGACAACCAAGGAGGAUCUUCUGUGCCUUAGUGAUAUGUCCAAGUUCAUGUUGGCUCUUCAAAGCGGCCAAUAUUGGGCAUUGAAAAUGAUUGACGCAUGGGGUUCUAUUCCAUCUGGUCUUUUUACGGGCAAUGUGUACGAUCUGGGAAACUUUGACGAGUGUAUAAAUAUUCAAAAGGAUUCCAUUCGAGGAAAAUACUGCUUCCUAGAAGUUUCCCCCAGUAAAAUGCUGGGCCUUGAGAGCGCUUUAGCCGGAAUAGUGAAAAUGAAAAUAGCCACCUGUUUUCCGGCUUCCUGCUCGGCCACUCACAUGAACAAGUUUGUGGAUCAGAUAAUGCAGAGAGUGCUUAACGUGAAUAUACCCAGCACAGGCAUGAGUAUCAGCGAUAACACUUGUCAGACAAGUGAAAGCGAACCCUGGAAUGGCCUCACCAUAUUUAUGAUAGUUAUCUUAUCACUGAUGGGCUCUGUCGUGGCUUUCUUUACGGUAUAUGACUACUUUUUCUGCAGGAAUCAAGGUCAAAUUCCUCCGAUUGUGAAGCUCUUUUCGGCCAGGGCCAACUCUCGUUCAAUUUUUCGCAUUGUGCAGAACAAAUCAAACCCGAAUGUAAUCGAAUGCCUCCACGGAAUAAGGGGCAUGUCUCUUUUCUGGGUGAUCUUCCUGCAUCAAUAUGCUAACAAAUUUUAUUCACCAAAUAUUAAUCGUUUUAGUAUUCUUCCUUGGCUCCAAAUGCCUUUUACAAGUUUCUUUCUGCACGGACAAUUUUCAGUCGAUUCAUUUUUCUUUAUCGGCGGUCUGUUGGUGUCCUUGAUUUCACUUCGAUCAAUGGAAAGAAACAAAGGCAGACUGAAUAUUCCUAUGAUGUACCUUCACCGCUUGAUCCGUAUUCUCCCUAUCUUAGCCAUGGCUAUUUUAGUCUACACCCAACUUACAGGAGUUUUGGGAGACGGACCUCUUUUUAAGGGCGGCUACAAUGGCAAAGAGUCGUGUGAAAAAUCCUGGUAUAUGACCUUGCUCUUUGUAGUUAAUUUCGCUGAAGAUAUGUGCCUUGAUCACACUUGGUAUCUGGCGGUGGACAUGCAACUAUUCCUCAUUUCUCCGAUUCUUCUGUUUGCCCUCUACAAAUGGGGCAAAAAGGCUGCAGCUGGUAUAUUUGUACUUAUAGUUUUGCUGUCCGGCUGUCUGUUUGCCACCAUGAUGGUGAAUAACUACUCAAUAACAAAUCUUGAUCUCUCCCUGCAGAAGCAGAUGUACUUCUACACCCACACUCACGCUGCUCCUUGGCUCAUUGGAUUUUUGUUUGGCUACUUUCUGUACUUGAACAAGGGAAAGCAGCUUAAACUGAACUGGGUAGCCGUUUGGUCUGGAUGGAUCCUCUGCCUGGCCAUGCUCUUCACCUCGAUCUUCGCUCUCUUUCCGGCAAUGGACGAUGGUACUCCUUGGUUGGUGACGACCUUGGAGCUGUCAUCUUAUUAUACUCUCACCCGAGUGGGUUGGCCAAUGGCUAUUGGUUGGGUGGUCUUCGCCUGCAUGCAAGGAUAUGGAGGAUUGGCCAACAGUUUCCUUUCCUCUCCGCUGUGGCAACCGCUUUCGAAACUCUCUUACUCCGUCUACAUUUGGCACAGUUUCAUCCAGGAGAUUAACCAACGAAUUGUUAGGACAAAUACGUACUUCUCAAACUAUCAAGUGAUGCUUGAUUUCUGGUCGACCACGGGAUUCACCGUGCUGUUCUCAUAUUUACUGUAUCUGCUUAUUGAGGCGCCUAUUGGAGGACUUGAUCUUCUUUUAAGGUCCCCAAAGAAGGUAUCUUCAGAGAUAAAACCGAUGACCAACUCAGACCAGCAGCAGGAAAGCACUAUUGAUGAUAUUGAGCCAAACAAGCAAAAAGAACUGGAAGCACCUGAAUCAAAUACUGAAACACCAAAAGAUUAGAUUCCGAAAUUUUUUAGAUUUUA